AGUGAUUGAUCACCAAAGAUUACUGUGGCUUUAAUGGUUCGCUUGGAUGGGAAUUAAUUCUGGAAUGGAUAAAUAAUGCAUCGGGGUUUGUGUAGUUCAAGGCAAGCCGGAGCCGGGAGAGAGAGGGUGACGCCAGUGGCCACCCGGCGAACCGGGCAUGAAGGGCGACUGGCCAAGAGGAAGAGAAAAGGGAAGUGGAUGGCAGCAUGAUCCGCCCAGCGGGUCUGGCCAGGCGGCUGCAGGAGCAUGCUGAGCCCAAAGAUCAGACAGGCCAGGAGGGCUCGCUCAAAGAGCAUGGUGAUGGGGGAACAGAGCCGGAGCCCUGGGCGGCCCCCAGGCCCCCGACGACUGGGCCCAGUGCUCAAGGCCGGCUGGCUGAGGAAGCAGAGGAGCAUCAUGAAGAACUGGCAGCAACGCUGGUUCGUGCUGCGCGGGGAUCAGCUCUUCUACUACAAGGACAAAGAUGAGAGCAAGCCUCAGGGAUUUAUUUCUCUACAAGGGACCCAGGUGACAGAACUACUUCCUGACCCGGAGGACCCAGGAAAACACCUCUUUGAGAUCAGCCCAGGUGGUACCGGGGAGCGGGAGAAGGUACCGGCCAACCCCGAGGCGCUCCUGCUCAUGGCCAGCUCCCAGCGUGACAUGGAAGACUGGGUGCAGGCCAUCCGCCGGGUCAUCUGGGCCCCGCUUGGUGGAGGUACUGCCCGUAGUUCGCAUGCCCACCCUGUAGAACCCUUGCCUGCAGGGAUCUUUGGGCAGCGCCUAGAGGACACAGUGCACCAUGAGCGGAAGUAUGGCCCCCGCCUGGCGCCCCUGCUGGUGGAGCAGUGUGUGGACUUCAUCCGGGAGCGAGGACUCAGUGAGGAGGGGCUCUUCCGUAUGCCAGGCCAGGCCAACCUGGUGAGGGACCUGCAGGACUCCUUCGACUGUGGGGAGAAGCCACUGUUUGACAGCACAACAGACGUGCACACUGUGGCCUCCCUGCUGAAGCUCUACCUGAGGGAGCUCCCCGAGCCCGUGAUCCCCUUCGCCAGGUACGAGGACUUCCUCAGCUGCGCACAGCUGCUCACCAAGGACGAGGGGGAGGGGACUCUGGAGUUGGCUAAACAAGUGAGCAACCUUCCUCAGGCCAACUACAACCUCCUCAGAUAUAUCUGCAAGUUUCUGGAUGAAGUUCAGGCCCACUCAAAUGUCAACAAGAUGAGUGUCCAGAACCUGGCAACUGUUUUUGGCCCUAAUAUCCUUCGACCACAGAUAGAGGAUCCAGUAACCAUCAUGGAGGGCACUUCUUUAGUCCAGCACCUGAUGACUGUCCUCAUCCGAAAACACAGCCAGCUCUUUGCUGCGACCUCCAUGGAAGAACCUGCCUCACCACACUGCACUCUGCAAGGCACGGCAGAGUGGGGCCCCCACGAGGUCACCAGGGACCACCAGAUUGAGCCUGGCGGCCCUGGCCUGCCCCCACACAGGACCUCAUCUCUGGAUGGGCCAGCCGCAGCAGUGCUCUCUAGAACUUCUCCCCCAGGCAUUGGCAGCCAGGCUGGCCCUGCAGCCACCAGCCCAGGAAAGAGGAUGCAGACUCUGCCUGGCUGGAAGUCUUCAUUCCGGCAGCCAGGGUUCCGGUCAGGGAGCCCAAAGGGGGGCAGCUCAUCCUUAGAGGUACCCAUCAUUUCCUCUGGUGGGAACUGGCUCAUAAAUGGGCUAUCCUCUCUACGAGGCCACCGUCGGGCUUCAUCAGGGGACCGUCUCAAGGAUACAGGCUCAGCACAGAGACUCUCCACCUAUGAUAAUGUGCCCCCACCCAGUCACUUUCCCAGUGCUGCCAGCGUGGCCAGCACAGCAUGGUCUGCAGCCUCGUCCUCCCGAGAGGCCUCAGUCAGCAGCUGCACAGCCUGCCGGGCCAGCGACUCUUCUGCCUGCAGUUCCUUACACACCGAGUGGGCUCUUGAGCCCUCCCCCUUGCCCAGCAGCAGUGAAGACCACAGGUCCCUAGACCUGGGCCACAGCUUGGAUGAAGUAGGUGUGGGCAGUGGCAGCAGUGAGCCUAAUGACCCAAGUAGCCCCACCCAGGCCCAUGCCCAUCGCUGCCGGGUUCUCCAGGAUCAGGUGGCCGAGCUCAGGGCAGAACUGGGCCAGCAGAGGACUGAGUAUGAGAGGAGUCUAAAAAGCAUCGAAGAGGGCAGUGCUGACCUGCGGAAGCAGAUGUUGCUGUUGGAAGAGGAGCUGGAACAGGAGAAGAAGAAGUACGCCAUGAUGGAGAUCAAGCUGCGGAACUCGGAGCGGGCACGGGAGGAUGCAGAGCGCAGGAACCUGCUGCUGCAGAAAGAGAUGGAGGAGUUCUUUGCUACCUUGGGAAGCUUGACUGUCGGGGCCAAAGGGGCCAGAGCCCCAGAGUGAAAGGAGUUGUUAUGUGCCCACAUGUGUCUGCUCUCACGCCCUGCAGGGCUGGCCGCAGGCUGCAGAGGAAGCCAGAAGCCUCGUUUGGGCCAGGCCAUCGGUAGGGCCAUGUGCCCCCAAGCUGGGUGGAGAGAUGAUCCUGACACCCCCGUGGGACUGUCAGGACCCCACACAGUCCAGGCAGGAUCUGGAUGUUGCUCCAAUGGAGAAGGUCCCAGUGGGUGUCAGGAUGGUGCCAAGAGCAGCAAUUAGCUUCUCACUCAGGAAGAGGCCCCCAUAGUCACCCAAACAGAUGGCACCUAAGAGUCGGCCCAAGGCCAGGAACUUUGCGCGCUUUAUUAAAUGUGCUCUGAAAGCA
Molecule: messenger RNA, 2755 nt
Organism: Nannospalax galili (Upper Galilee mountains blind mole rat)
Lineage: Eukaryota; Metazoa; Chordata; Mammalia; Rodentia; Spalacidae
Gene: Arhgap22
Product: Rho GTPase activating protein 22
Exons: 10
Coding region: 247-2397 (716 amino acids)
Biological process (GO): activation of GTPase activity; signal transduction
Cellular component (GO): focal adhesion
Molecular function (GO): GTPase activator activity
Source: RefSeq, a predicted model, not a curated record